AUGGCCGACACUUGCUACUACACCACUGGCUGCAAGCGCGGCAAGGCCUACGGUAUCGUCACUGCCACCGCUAGACAAUCCUUCGUCGGUAAGACCGCUGCUCUCGUCCAGGGCGCCAAGGACCAGGGCCAUUUCAAGGCCGUCAUGGACAACAUCGGUACUUCCCUGCUCGUUCUCGUCAUGUUCUGGAUUCUCGCUGCCUGGAUCGGUGGUUUCUACCGUCACCUCAAGAUUGCUACCCCCGAAUGGUCCGACAACACUCUCCUUCACUGGACUUUGAUUCUCCUCAUCAUCGGUGUCCCCGUCGGUCUUCCCGUUGUCACCACCACCACCCUCGCCGUCGGUGCUGCCUACCUCGCUGAACAGAAGGCUAUCGUCCAGAAGCUCACUGCCAUCGAGUCUCUUGCUGGUGUCGAUAUUCUCUGCUCCGACAAGACCGGUACCCUUACUGCCAACCAGCUCAGCAUCCGCGAGCCCUACGUCAACGAGGGUGUUGAUGUUAACUGGAUGAUGGCCGUCGCUGCUAUCGCUUCCAACCACAACGUCAAGAACCUCGACCCCAUCGACAAAGUUACGAUCCUUACUCUCCGCCGCUACCCCAAGGCGCGUGAAAUCCUUGCUCGGAACUGGGUUACCGAGAAGUACACUCCUUUCGAUCCUGUCUCUAAGCGUAUUACUACCAUCUGUACCUGCGAUGGCGUUCGCUACACUUGCGCUAAGGGUGCCCCCAAGGCUAUCCUCAACAUGUCUGAGUGCUCUGCCGACGAGGCUGCCAAGUUCCGUGAGAAGGCUGCUGAAUUCGCUCGCCGUGGUUUCCGUUCUCUUGGUGUUGCUGUCCAGAAGGAGGGUGAGCCCUGGCAAUUGCUCGGCAUGUACCCCAUGUUCGACCCCCCUCGUGAGGACACUGCCCACACCAUCGCCGAAGCCCAGCACCUUGGUCUCUCCGUCAAGAUGUUGACUGGUGACGCCCUCGCCAUCGCCAAGGAAACUUGCAAGAUGCUUGCCCUCAGCACCAAGGUCUACGAUUCUGAGCGCCUGAUCCACGGAGGCCUUGCCGGCUCUGCCCAGCACGAUCUCGUUGAGAAGGCCGAUGGUUUCGCUGAAGUUUUCCCUGAGCACAAGUACCAGGUCGUCGAGAUGCUCCAGCAGCGUGGUCACUUGACUGCCAUGACUGGUGACGGUGUCAACGAUGCUCCCUCUCUUAAGAAGGCCGACUGUGGUAUCGCUGUCGAGGGUUCCACCGAGGCCGCCCAGGCCGCUGCCGAUAUCGUUUUCCUUGCCCCCGGUCUUAGCACCAUCGUCGAUGCCAUCAAGCUUGCCCGUCAGAUCUUCCAGCGUAUGAAGGCCUAUAUCCAGUACCGUAUUGCUCUGUGUAUCCAUCUUGAGCUUUACCUCGUCACCUCCAUGAUCAUCAUCAACGAGACUAUCAAGGCUGAUCUUAUCGUCUUCAUUGCUCUCUUCGCUGAUUUGGCCACCAUCGCUGUUGCUUACGACAACGCUCACUUCGAGAUGCGUCCUGUCGAAUGGCAGCUGCCCAAGAUUUGGGUCAUUUCCGUUGUUCUUGGUAUUCUCCUCGCUGCUGGUACCUGGAUCAUGCGUGCUUCUCUCUUCCUUGAGAAUGGUGGUAUCAUCCAGAACUUCGGUUCUCCCCAGCCCAUGCUCUUCCUUGAAGUCUCCCUUACUGAGAACUGGCUCAUCUUCGUCACCCGUGGUGGUAAGACUUGGCCCUCGUGGCAGCUGGUUGGUGCCAUCUUCGUUGUCGAUGUCCUUGCCACCCUGUUCUGUGUCUUCGGCUGGCUUGCCGGUGACUACCAGGAGACCAGCCCCCCCGCUGCUGGCUCCGACCACUUCUCCGUCAACAACGAUGUCGACAUCGUCACCGUCGUUGUCAUCUGGGCGUACUCAAUUGGUGUCACGGUCAUCAUUGCCGUCGUCUACUACAUCCUCACCAUCAUUCCUGGUCUUGACAACCUCGGCCGCAAGAACCGCUCUGUUGUCGACACCAAGAUCGAGAACCUGCUUGGCCACCUCUCCAAGCUGGCUAUUGAGCACGAAGUUGAUUCUCACGGCAAGUCACGAUACACCCUUGGCGCUCGCGCUGAAGCUGAAGAGGAUGAUGAGUAA
This is a messenger RNA of Aspergillus calidoustus, 2124 nucleotides long. NCBI's taxonomy places the organism in Eukaryota, Fungi, Ascomycota, Eurotiomycetes, Eurotiales, Aspergillaceae. The record is from the annotation of a GenBank genome assembly.